This is a messenger RNA of Mauremys mutica (yellowpond turtle), 1395 nucleotides long. It is a transcript of the gene CCDC34, whose product is annotated as coiled-coil domain containing 34. The record is from RefSeq and is a predicted model, not a curated record. NCBI's taxonomy places the organism in Eukaryota, Metazoa, Chordata, Testudines, Geoemydidae. The transcript has 7 exons. The coding region runs from base 122 to 1102 and encodes 326 amino acids.
UUGCCAUGGAACCCGUUGCGGGCGGUGAUUGGCCGAGCGGGCGGGUGCCCCGGGGGCCGAUGGGAGCGCGGAGACGACGCUGCGAGUUUCAAAGCGGCAGCCCCAGGUAUUUACUGCCUCCAUGCUCAGCUCUCGGCCCAGGAGUAGGAGGAGGGUCGCCUGCUCCAGGCCUCCGUCCCCAACCAGCUCUGAGGAUGAGCUGCCUUUGAGCUCCUCCACUUACUCCUUGCUCUCCCCCACUUACCAUCAGAGCUUUCGGAGCUGCAGUGUGGAGGAGGAGGAUAGGGAUGAAGCGGCACUAUCAGCUAGGGGGCAAAGAACCUUCAAGAGGAAUAAACACAAUAGUAAUGCUGAAAGCUGUAAUGUAACAGAAAAGAAAAAGCAGUCACCUCCGACAGAUAAUCUUUCACCAUGGGAAGAAUGGUUCAUUUGCAAAGAGAGAGAGCUACGUGUUCGCUUACAAGCCAGAGCUUUAGAGGAAAUGAAUUUACAACUGGAGAAAAGAAAAGAGAAGCAGGAACUUGAAUGGAAAAAAAAGAUUGCUGAAGAGAAACACAAGGAAUGGGUGCAGAAAAAGAAUGAAGAGGAAAGAAGGGAAAAGGAACGAAAGCUCAUCAAAAAAAUGGCAGAAAAAGCAGCGAGAGAUCUAGAGAGAAUCCAGUUGCAGGAAAAAGCUAAAGGAAAGUAUAAAGAAUGGCUAAAGAAGAAAAGAGCUGAAGAGUCUGAGAAGAAGAAGAAAGAGGAGGAAAAGGAACAAAAACGGGUAGCUGAAUUACAGGAGAAAAAAGAGAAAUCAGAGAAGAUCUUUAGAGAGUGGCUACAGAAUGCCAGAAAUAAGCCCCGCCCAGUUUUACAUGGUUAUGGCUAUACCAAUGGGAAACUUUCAGGAUAUCCUGAAAGAAAUUCAUAUCCAGCUCCAGCCUAUUGUAACCCUAUUCCCUGGAAACCAAUUCAUGUGCCACCUCCUAAGGAAGACAAGAAUGUUACAGUGAAAAAAAAUAAGAGACCUAUAUCCAGUCAGUCAUAUAGGUCCUCAUCUAUGGUAAUCCAUAAACCCAAGAACAAUCUUUGUAUUGGAUCAUUGCACAGAAAACAAAGAUAACUUUUUUAUUAGCUUGAUUUAACUAGGUUUUAAAGUACAAAAGUUAUUUCUUGGUUAAGUGUUUCUUUAAAUGUUAAAAAAUAGAGUGUUGAAAGACAAAAUUUUAUCAUCUUUUAACAGUUGUGAUCGUUUAAUGUUAGCUAAGGAAUAUCUUUUCCAAAGACUUUUUAACUCAGUUACUUUAACACUUAGAAAAUUAUCUUUUAAAAAUAUGUGAACCAGUUUUUUUAGUCACUUAAGUGACCUUUAUGUUUGUUUAAAAUUUUUUUAUAUGUAACCAGUUAUAUUGCAAC